AUGUCAUCACCACCUCAAAACAGAAAAAUCAUUCGAGAAGAUGCAGAACUGGAGGUUGAGCAAAGCAGAGAAUUGGAAAUCAAGAUUCGAGAACUAGAACUUUUAGAGAAGGAAAAAGCUGCAGAACUAUUUGAAGAGAGGGAAAGACAAGAGAAAGAAUUGGAAGUUCUGGCUGCUCGACUCGAAGCAGAACACCAAGCCAAAGUCGAGAGUCUCGCCAUACAAAGAAGUCAAGAACUGCAAUUUGAAAAAAAUCGUCUAGAAAGAAAGAAGGAAGAACGGGAUGCAUUAUUAGCAUUGCUAUUAAAACAGCAAAAAGCAUUCUCUGAAAUGUUGAGAACUCAAGAAAGCCUCCGCCAAAAAGAUUUAAGCCAGUUACGAGAAGAUCGAUCAAAUGAAAAGAAAAAUAAUCAAGCAGAGAUUCUGGAGUUAAAUAAACGCUUUCAUGAAACACAUAUGACAGGGGACGAACGUAAGGAUAAAGUAUUUGAACAAAAUAUAAAAGAACAAGAGAAACAGGCAUUCAGAAAAGGAAAAAUGAUGUGGAAUGAGCUGUUGCACACCAACGAAUUGGCAGCCAGUCUUCAUGCUGAUGAGAAGUUUGAAGAAUUCCAAGAAGGGUGUACACUAUUGCGAGAUCAAUACAGAGCCUUCAACAACGAAUAUGAUAAUAUUGAGCCACAGUUGAUUCGUACAAAUAAUUGCAUGAAGAAGGCGACACCAAUCAAACCAUUUGAUCUGGAGAAGUGCAUUUCUGCGCUUCGGAACUUUAGAAAUCAAACUGUUGAGAUCAGUGUGUCUGGAUCAGAAGAUGAAUCAUAUUAUCAAGGUCUCAUAAGCCAAGCUUCAGAACUCGUUCGGGAAAUCUUCAAGGAUAUUAACAUAAUCAAAGCUACUACUGAGGGCUAUGACCAUGAGGAAUGUAGUGAUAAUGUGAAUAUCGAUGAAAAUUUAACAAGAAUCUUUGAAAAUCGUCAAGAGUUAAGCAUUUUGAUGCAAAAGUUCAACGUCAUCGGCAAAAAUCAUCUUCAGGAGGCUCUUGCUAUUCAGAUGGAAAAAAAGAUGACCGCAAGACAAGAAGCUGCUGAGAAAGAGGAAAAGGAUCAAAGCCCUCCGGAACAAGAAUCGGAAUGA
Molecule: messenger RNA, 1134 nt
Organism: Caenorhabditis briggsae
Lineage: Eukaryota; Metazoa; Nematoda; Chromadorea; Rhabditida; Rhabditidae
Exons: 5
Coding region: 1-1134 (377 amino acids)
Source: RefSeq, a predicted model, not a curated record